AUGCCGGGAGCCCCGCCGGCGCCUGGCCCCCAGCUUCGUGCCCCACCGGACCAGAGCUGCUCCCUUGAGAAGGUGAACAAGUGCUACCGGGGUCGCUCCUGCCCUAUUAUCGUGCACUGCAGUGACGGUGCAGGCAGGACCGGGACAUAUAUCCUCGUUGACAUGGUCCUGAACCGAAUGGCCAAAGGGGUGAAGGAGAUAGACAUAGCUGCUACGCUGGAGCACAUCCGAGAUCAGCGGCCUGGCAUGGUGCAGACCAAGGACCAGUUUGAGUUCGCGCUGACAGCUGUGGCCGAGGAAGUGAAUGCCAUCCUGAAGGCGCUGCCGCAGUGA
This is a messenger RNA of Aptenodytes forsteri (emperor penguin), 333 nucleotides long. RefSeq names its product receptor-type tyrosine-protein phosphatase-like N. Gene Ontology annotation, molecular function: protein tyrosine phosphatase activity. Bases 1 to 333 code for a protein of 110 amino acids. Gene Ontology annotation, biological process: protein dephosphorylation. Gene Ontology annotation, cellular component: secretory granule. The record is from RefSeq and is a predicted model, not a curated record. Lineage: Eukaryota; Metazoa; Chordata; Aves; Sphenisciformes; Spheniscidae. The transcript has 5 exons.